UUUACCUAUCUCUACAUACCCAUCUUCUACAUCAUUCAUAUCAUACACAUACAUACAUCUAAUUUCUUUGUAAUUUUCACUUGUAAAAUGGGAAUCCAACUAAUGGGACUAGCAAGCGCGAAGCAAAAGCUGCAACGAACACUUUCUGCGAGGAUCGCGAGUGUUUUGGCCACGAGUAAUGUUCCGAAAGGCCAUGUUGCUGUUUAUGUCGGAGAAAAUUACCAACGGACGAGGUUUGUGAUACCGAUAUCGUACUUGAACCAUCCUUUGUUUCUGGAUUUGCUGCAUAGAGCAGAGGAGGAGUUUGGAUUUGAUCAUCCAAUGGGAGGUCUCACACUUCCUUGUAGUGAAGACUACUUCAUUGCUCUAACUUCAUCUUUGAAUUGUUGAUUGAUUUUAAAUUUUGGUAGAAGCAAAAUGGCUUGGCAUGGCUCAAAUUAAUCUGCAGGGCAAUUAUCAAAUCGUCCAAAUUGAA
This is a messenger RNA of Carica papaya (papaya), 475 nucleotides long. RefSeq names its product SAUR-like auxin-responsive protein family. Gene Ontology annotation, biological process: response to auxin. Lineage: Eukaryota; Viridiplantae; Streptophyta; Magnoliopsida; Brassicales; Caricaceae. The record is from RefSeq and is a predicted model, not a curated record.